This is a messenger RNA of Vollenhovia emeryi, 3079 nucleotides long. Its product is annotated as prominin-like protein. Gene Ontology annotation, cellular component: membrane. Lineage: Eukaryota; Metazoa; Arthropoda; Insecta; Hymenoptera; Formicidae. The transcript has 16 exons. The coding region runs from base 54 to 3008 and encodes 984 amino acids. The record is from RefSeq and is a predicted model, not a curated record.
AGCGGAGAGAGGCCAGUCGGUAGCGGCGCGUCCCCCAGGCGCGAGUCGCUGCGAUGAGUCGGUACAGGCGCGCAUCCGCGGCGAUGGACGGCGCCGCGUCGGCGGUCCCGGUGCUCCUCGUACGCGUGCUCGCGGUGUCCCUCGCGCUCCUGUGGCCGGUGCUGAGCGAGGAGACGACGAGCCUGACCGGGCGCAUGCGGGCGAUCAGCGAGGACCUGGACCGGCAGCUCAACGAGAUAAUGGCCUCGCAGGCGCUCACCUACUCGGCGGUCAACACCGUCGGGCUGCCCUACAACGCCACCACCAAGUUCAACCCGAAGGGCAUGGGCCAGCUGUACAACGUGACGAAUACGUUCAUCGACCUGGUGCAGAGCAAGCAGGCGUAUCCGGAGGGUAUGAUCACUCUGGUCGACGGUACGCCGGUUUUCGCGGAUCCUCUGAAGGAGUGGAAGAUAAUAGUGACGCACUACGGCGGACUAGCCAGCCUCGCUCUGAUCGGACUCAUCCUGGCAGCUAUUCUCCCUUGCGCGGGUCUCUUCUUCUGCUGUUGCAGAUGCGCGGGGCACUGCGGUGCUCGGAGCCAGCCCUUCGACAAAAAGCAUGAUCACUGCAGGAAGAUUAUGCUCAGCAUCUUGUUGAUCGGGGUCGCCACUAUCAUUCUAUUCGGCGUGGUGUGUGCCUUCGUGACGAACGAGUACAUGCAGGAGGGAACCAAAGAGCUUCCGUGCAAAGCCAAGACUAGUCUGAAGGACGUCAAGCUCUACUUGACUACCACGAAGCAGGAGAUCGACAAUUUGCUCAAGACCAAUCCCGAGGAGCUGGAAGUUACGCUCAACAAUAUCCUGCAGGCCAGCGGCAAAAUCGUUACCGAGCAACUGGCGGAAUACUCGCACGCUGUCUCCCUGACGAAUCUGAACGACAUCGUCGCCGGCUUGGAGUCGAUCAGGGAGGACCUGAGAUUGAUGAAUAAGAUUACGCAGGAAUUGCGGAUAAACGCCAGCCAAUUGGACAUUGUCGUUCGUGGCGUCAAGAAAAACCUUCUUCACACGCUGGCUGCGUGUACGACUGACAAGUGCCAACGGGUUCUGCACGACUACAAAGUGAAUCAGAUGUCGGUACAGGUGGACUUCGAUAAGUACAUGGACCGUUACUUCCCAAAGCUUCUAGUAUCUCUGCCGGAUGUUACGUUCGCGUUGCAUAACAUCACCGUGCUCAUGGAGAGCAAUAUAGUGUCGGAGGUGAGCCAGGGCAGGGAUUCGUUUCUCAAGAUCCAGAAGGAUAUACAGCACGCCGUUAAUCAGACGAUCCCCGUGGUCAGCGCGAGCAUCCGACGGGCCUGUAACUUCCUGGCGAGCAUCGCCAAUAAUAUGACUGCCCUCAUCGACAGGAUAAAUGUCGACAUAGAUAAGGUUUACAUGCGACACUUGGAAGUUGCCCGGAGCAAUAUAAAUCAGUAUUCGCCUUACAGAUAUUAUCUUGGCCUUGGUAUAUCCGGUAUUCUUCUGACUGUCUUAAUGUGUUUGACGUGCGGUCUGUUCUGCGGUAUUUGCGGAAAGCGUCCAGACGGAUACGGAGAUGAUUGCUGUAAUAAGGGGUCUGGCGCACGGUUUCUCAUGAUGGCUGUGUGGAUUAUCUUCCUUUUGACGAGCGUCCUGAUGGUUAUAACCGUUGUUCAUAUGAUAACCGGCGUUAUGGCUCAACGUGGUAUCUGCGAGCCCUUGAAGAAUCCGAAGGACAACAGGAUGUUCGAGCUGGUCGACGAGCUCGUGCAGAUCAAGAGAAUACUCUACCCGAAAAAUCCUAAUGCGCAUAUUAAUAUGAGCUACAUUGUAACCAAAUGCCACGAGAACGAGACGCUUUACAACGUGCUGAAUCUGAAAAAUGUGUUUGACGUUGAGAGCCUGCGCGAUUACAGUGGGCGUUACGACAUCAAUGACACUAUCCAGCAGCUGCGCCGAAAGAUCAGUCUCUCUCCCGGCGUGGUGAUCCUGAAGGAUAGCGCGAGAUCCAAGCUGAACGAUCUAGCGCAGAGCGGCCUCAGCGACAUCAAGUUCUACCAGUACGCCGAGCUGCUCGCCGAGAACAUCACGAAUAUUAACUUGGAACAUCUUGCCAAACAGCUGCGAGAAGUUUCCGCGAAAUUGCCGGAGGGACAAGAGGAAAUCAGGCUCAGUCUCGAGAAGAAUGCGCAUGACUUGGAACAUUAUCACAGAGACUUGGUUAUGCCCAUGGCCACGCUCAGCGAGCAAUUGAGCGCGAACGCGCUGACGCUUCAGGAGAACAUUAAGUUCAAUCAUAGCUCGAUGGCGGACGCUAUUCACGAUCUAGUGGAUGAGGUUACCAAGGCGCAGCAAUUCUUAAACAAGGACGGGCCGGAAUACGUUCAAUACCUCGCCACUAAAUUUGGCAAUGCAUUCCUACACCAAGUGGACAAUUUCCUCGAGCACGUCAUUGAAUCUGCAAUGUUCAAGAUUGGAAGAUGUGCCCCCGUGUCGAAUGCUUAUAAUGCAACCCUCGUGGCAGGAUGCAACAGGAUUUUGGAUCCAUUUAACGGCUUCUGGGCGAGCGUCGGCUGGUGCUUGAUCCUAUUCAUACCAACGAUAGUGCUCUGUGUGAAGCUGAGCGCUCUGUACCAAAAGUCGGAUCCAUACCCGGGGCCUCUUGUCGAAGCUGAAUAUUUGUAUGACGCGUACGCAGACAGGGAUAACAUACCCCUCGCCCAUGUCCACGACAAGAAGCACGUGUCCCACAGCAGGCACCAUCCCGCGGCGUACGUCGAGAGCUACGACGGGCCAGCGGUGGGAUACGAACGCGAGAGGAUCCCCGACGCCCACCAGAGCACGUCGCACCACGACUCGAGAUACUCCGACGUGGCGCCCAAAAAUUGGGACUUCCCCAACGGUGGUCCGCCAAGGUAUCAACCAGCUGCCGGGGCUCCGCCCCCUUUAAGCACUGAGUACGAACGACCGCCGCCCUAUUACUAUCCUGGGCCAGGGGAUAGAAAUUAGGAAACAAGUGCCGUGGCAUGCACCAAAGCAGCGCUGAACAGUGUGGCGACGCACAGCCUCACGCGCAGCUA